Budorcas taxicolor (takin) is the source of this 1896-nucleotide messenger RNA. It is a transcript of the gene MIGA1, whose product is annotated as mitoguardin 1. Lineage: Eukaryota; Metazoa; Chordata; Mammalia; Artiodactyla; Bovidae. The record is from RefSeq and is a predicted model, not a curated record. Bases 94 to 1896 code for a protein of 600 amino acids. Gene Ontology annotation, biological process: mitochondrial fusion. The transcript is spliced from 16 exons.
CGGGGCCAGGCUGCGGCUCAGCGCCGGGCUGCGGCGGGGAAGCAGGGGUAGACUGGCUGCGCUGGGCCUGGAGCAUCAGAUAGAAGAGGAGUCAUGUCAGAAGAAACGGUGAGCGAAUCACAGUUUUCCUUGAAGACAGCAGCGCUGAGAGUGUUUGAUCUUCCUCUGUCUUGGUAUUAUUCUCUCUGCCAGAUCAAAUUUUCGCCAGUAGCUAAAAAGUUAUUCAUGGUAACUGCAGUGAGCGCUGUGUCUGUAAUUUUUCUGGCCCAUCACUUUAAAAGAAGACGUGGAAAAAAGAAAGGAAAAAUAUUACCAUGGGAACCAGAGCACCUCAUACUUGAAUACACUAAAAGAGCAGCGUCAGACAAAGGUUCAAGUUGUUCCAGUAGCAGACAGAAUUUGACAUUAUCUUUAAGUUCUGCCAAAGACAAAGGAUCUCAGUCUUGUAACUAUGCUAAUGGAGGACUCUUCAGUAAAUACUCAGGUUCUGCACAGAGUUUAGCCUCUGUCCAGAGUGUCAAUUCUUGUCAUAGCUGUGCUUGUGGCAAUUCUAAUUCCUGGGACAAAGCAGAUGAAGAUGAUAUUAAACUUGUUAAUAUUCCUGUGACGACUCCGGAGAACUUAUAUUUGAUGGGUAUGGAAUUGUUUGAAGAGGCAUUGCGUCGAUGGGAACAAGCUCUAACUUUUCGAAAUAGACAGGCUGAAGAUGAAGCCUGUGGUUCCAUUAAAUUGGGUGCAGGAGAUGCCAUUGCAGAAGAGAGUGUAGAUGAUAUUAUUAGUACUGAAUUUAUCCAUAAACUUGAAUCUCUGUUGCAAAGAGCAUAUCGUCUUCAAGAGGAGUUUGAAGCUACCUUGGGGGCAUCUGAUCCUAAUUCCCUUGUUAAUGAUACUGAUAAAGAUACAGAUAUCACCACGAAAGGGAACGCGGAUGACUUCGGCCUGAGAGACACCUCGAGUGUCGCAUCUGCUGAUUCCUUUGCUUCAGCAGCAGAGCUUGCAGAGCACAAAGAAGUGCGGCAUACCUACAGCCUGGAGUCCCUUUGCCACUGCCCUUUUUACGAAGAGGCCAUGCGCUUAGUUGAAGAAGGAAAAAUUUACUCGAGAGUGCUUAGAACUGAAAUGUUGGAGUGCCUAGGAGACAGUGAUUUUCUUGCCAAACUUCACUGUAUUCGACAGGCUUUUCAGGUAAUUCUUUCAGAAACAGCCAACAGGAUAUUCCUUGCUGAGAGUGGAAGGAAAAUUUUGUCAGCGUUAAUUGUAAAAGCACGAAAGAAUCCAAAGAAGUUUGAAGAUGUUUUUGAUGAAAUGAUCUAUUUUUUAGAGCAGACUGAUCACUGGGAUAAUACUGAAAUGGAACUUGCUGCUAGAGGAGUACAAAAUCUAAACUUUUAUGAUGUUGUUUUGGAUUUUAUAUUAAUGGAUUCCUUUGAAGAUUUAGAAAACCCACCUACAUCCAUACAGAAUGUAGUAAAUAAUCGCUGGCUAAACUCCUCCUUCAAAGAAACUGCUGUGGCUUCAAGUUGUUGGUCAGUGUUGAAACAGAAAAGGCAACAGAUGAAGAUCCCAGAUGGAUUUUUUGCCCACUUUUAUGCCAUUUGUGAGCAGAUCAGCCCUGUCCUAGCCUGGGGCUUUUUGGGUCCUAGAAAUUCUCUAUAUGAUUUAUGUUGCUUCUUCAAGAAUCAAGUUCUUUUCUUUCUCAAAGACAUUUUUGAUUUUGAGAAGGUGCGCUAUUCCAGUAUAGAGUCUCUAGCUGAAGACCUCAUGCAGUUGCUUGUUCGCCGCACUGAACUUUUAAUGGCCUGUCUUGGAGCUGAUGCACUGAGGCAUACAAGUAGCUGUUUAAAUAGUCAUGUUCCUGUUAUGCCCAGUGGCCUAUUAGAAGCCAAAGUACAAUAA